CAACGCACAUUCAUCAAGUUUCUUCGACGCUACGAAGGACGACCGUGCAGAAAAAAAAGUCAAUGCCAAUUGUUGACCUAAUAAGUGCUCAUUCAAGUCCCUAAUUAUUUUUGAUUUGGGACGACAGCGCUAUAGCCACAACAAGGGAAACCUUAUUUAUGCCAGCUUAUCUCCGAGACCAAGCUCUGCGUUAUUCUUCCUACUUCCAACCACUAUUUGAAGGGACCCGGUGUACCUUGUUCUUCCACUUACACUGAUACAUCCCACACACCCACACACCUACCCACCUAUACAUACAUACAUACACCUCUACCAAUACUUAUAUCUAUGAACCUCUCCCCCCGACUUUACAACAUCCAACGCAACGCAGCAUAACUCAAUUCAAUCCUGCCAAAGGAAACAAGCUAUAAAAUUUAGAAACAACAUCUUUUUCACGGUCGCAAUUAUAAUUGCUUAAACCGUGUGCUUCCUAACCUUCCCAUCGACGAAUCAAUUCAUUCGCAAUUGGGUUUCUGCCUGAUUUGCCACCAUCACUUCAACACACAAUGGCUGACAAACCAACGUCGCCAACUGCGGUGAAUACUUCUGCCUUCGUCUCUCAUAUUUCUACAAACCCACAAUUCACUUUCUCCCGUCAAACUCCUUCUCGCAUGAUGGACAAGCCUAUGAUGGCAUCAACGACUGAGUCGGCGCCCAAGAAGCCUCUCGACAUCAGCAACCUCAUGUCACCACCCGAACCUCCAAAAUUCGAUUCAUUCUCUCAAGGACGGGAUUCCGCAUCUAUGGGUCCUACCGUUUCUGAAGUUCGACGAAUGGGUCCGAUGCCCCCGCUGUCGCCUCCUAUCUCCCCUGCUACUAAGACCGAUGAGCACCCUAUCAAUAUCAUGCCGGCCAGCAGUCCCGUCAAGGAUCCUAUUUUAUAUCCUUCACAAGAUGUCACUGGCUCGCCCCAGCAACAACCGCUAUUUGGCCAGGAUGAACCCAUCGAUGUCCACCGAAUUGUAGACGAGCAUGUCAUUGCGCGACCAGCCAAUCUCUUCAGAGCGACGAGUCCGCCUAACAGAGAGGAUUACGAGUUGUUCCUUUAUUUCAACUCCCGAAUGAUGGAUCCCUACAAGCAAGACCCGAAGGGAUGGUUGCGACGAGAACGCGGGUGGUUGCUAUCGGAUCGACGAGCCGGAUCGCGCAACAACCAGUUCAAGAACCCAAAGCCACUACUCCCUGCCAAGGCACCACAAAUUCGAAAGGAGACGCAGCGUACGAAGACUACAAAGCCCGCCAAGGUUGUGAAGGCGGCACAGGCUCACGCUGCUACUCCACGCCCGAUCCGAUCGUACCCUGUUUCGGGCUCAGGUCAACCUUCGAACCGCGUCCCUAGUGCGACACCGGACCCCUCACAACGCCGAGCUGUUGCACCUAACCGAGAGGACAAGGAUUUCCAAUCGAUCGCCGACUACUGUCCACCUUUGGACUCGCUUCCGAACAGGCCCAACAGCCUCAAGGUUGAUUGGAAGGGUACCCCGAUUGACUUGAGCAAUGAUCCUCAGCGCGACCUUCUGCAUCCUGAUGAGAUCGCGCUGGCUGCGAAUCUCAGACUUGAUUGCGCCACCUACUUGACGAGCAAGCGAAGAAUGUUUGUGAGACGUCGCGAGUGUCUUGGUGUGGGCAAGGAGUUUCGCAAGACAGAUGCUCAGCAGGCUUGCAAGAUUGAUGUCAACAAAGCAUCCAAGCUUUGGACAGCCUUUGAAAAGGUUGGCUGGCUUGACAAGCACUGGAUGGCCCGCUACCCUCCCUACCAACGGGACUAAUGCCUUUUCAUAAUGUCAAUCCAUCAGGCAUGGACCAUCGCAUUGAGGAAUACUUAUUAGACAUACGACAUCUUGAGUUUUUUUUUUUUAAUAUUCGGAUAUUUUUUACGAUUUGUGCAUACUUAAGCUCAGACGGGCUAUCCUACUAGCGAUUGA
This is a messenger RNA of Hypoxylon trugodes, 1964 nucleotides long. RefSeq lists its product as uncharacterized. The record is from RefSeq and is a predicted model, not a curated record. Lineage: Eukaryota; Fungi; Ascomycota; Sordariomycetes; Xylariales; Hypoxylaceae. Gene Ontology annotation, cellular component: SAGA-type complex; nucleus. The transcript has a single exon. Bases 546 to 1808 code for a protein of 420 amino acids. Gene Ontology annotation, molecular function: transcription coactivator activity; chromatin binding; protein binding. Gene Ontology annotation, biological process: chromatin remodeling; regulation of transcription by RNA polymerase II.